UACGCCAUGAACAGCGAGUUUUCUAGUGUUCUGGCUGCACAACUGAAAUACCACUCUGAGAACAAGGGUUCUGACCAGGUGGCAGAGACACAAGCCCAAGUGGAUGAGCUCAAGGGGAUCAUGGUCCGCAAUAUAGAUCUCGUGGCCCAAAGGGGAGAGAAGCUGGAGUUACUGAUAGACAAAACUGAAAAUCUUGUGGAUUCGUCUGUCACUUUCAAAACAACCAGCAGGAAUCUGGCUCGAGCAAUGUGUAUGAAGAACCUCAAGCUCACCAUCAUUAUUGCCAUAGUAUCAAUUGUAAGUUGCUGUACGUAUUAAACUGGAAAAGGGGAGGGGAGGACUGUAAAUGUAAUUACAUGCAUUUGUGAAAGAAUGUUCCUUAUUGGUUAUUGCUUGUCAGGAUGACU
Messenger RNA from Sceloporus undulatus (fence lizard), 407 nucleotides. RefSeq names its product vesicle-associated membrane protein 7-like. Gene Ontology annotation, molecular function: SNARE binding; SNAP receptor activity. The record is from RefSeq and is a predicted model, not a curated record. The transcript has 4 exons. Gene Ontology annotation, biological process: vesicle fusion; exocytosis. Bases 7 to 318 code for a protein of 103 amino acids. Gene Ontology annotation, cellular component: SNARE complex; membrane. NCBI's taxonomy places the organism in Eukaryota, Metazoa, Chordata, Lepidosauria, Squamata, Phrynosomatidae.